Daucus carota subsp. sativus is the source of this 1041-nucleotide messenger RNA. RefSeq lists its product as uncharacterized. NCBI's taxonomy places the organism in Eukaryota, Viridiplantae, Streptophyta, Magnoliopsida, Apiales, Apiaceae. Gene Ontology annotation, biological process: regulation of DNA-templated transcription. The transcript has a single exon. Bases 1 to 1041 code for a protein of 346 amino acids. The record is from RefSeq and is a predicted model, not a curated record. Gene Ontology annotation, molecular function: double-stranded DNA binding.
AUGGCGGCGUUGCGGUGGUUCUCGAAGCUCCGAACCAAUCCAAUAAUCAACAUCCACACAGCUACUUACGGAACCAUCUCCAAAGAUUUACGCGAUUUAAAACUCAAUACAGUUGUAAAUCUGUUUGAAUCUUUCGGGUUCUCACAAGCCCAUGUUGACAGAAUCUUGCUUGUGAAACCCACUCGUCUUCUCAGCCCCCGACUCCUUAAACCCAAGCUCCAAUUCUUACAAUCUAUUUUCAACCAAUCUGAUUCUGACGUUGUCAAGAUUGUUAACAAAACCCCACAUGUACUAAAAAGGAGUUUGAAGAAUCACUUGGUCCCAAUUUUCGAUUUGCUCAAGUCGAUUACUGGUAGUCAUCAGAAUGCUGCUGCUAGUAUUAUGAGCAACCCCUUUGUGCUUACGUACUCUAUUUCGACAGAUUUGUUGCGGAAUAUUGAGCUGUUGCAGAGGAUUGGGGUGCCUGAGGAUCAGGUUUUGAAGUUUAUUACGGGGUACGGGCAAGUUAGUGGGAAGAAACAUGAUAAGUUCUGUAAGGUUGUUGAGAAGGUUAGGGAUAUGGGGUUUGAUGUUUCUUCGUAUAGCUUUCGUCGGGCUGUAAAUACUAUGUGUCUUAUUAGCGAUGAGACUUGGGAAGCUAAAUGUAAGGUUUAUAGAAGCUUUGGGUUUUCGGAUGAUGAGAUUGUUUUGAUGUUUAAGAAGCUGCCGGCUGUUGUUGCUUAUUCGGAGAAAAGGAUUAGACAAGUGGUGGGAUUUUAUGUUGAGAAGUUGGGAUGGCCUCAGUCUAGGUUAGCGGUUAUGCCAUAUGUGACUGCGUUUAGCUUGGAGAAAAGGAUUGUACCAAGAUGUUCAGUUUUGCAGGCUUUGGAGUCGAGAAAAUCAAUAACUAGUAAGUUAGGUUUAUAUCAAAUAUUGGUGAUGGCUGAUAGUGCAUUUUUGGAGAAAUAUGUCAUUGCACACAUCGUUGAAGUUCCGGAUGUAAUGGAUGCUUACACAGGCAAGUUGAGGUUUGAUGAAUACAACUUUAGAUGCAGAUUUUGA